Messenger RNA from Erinaceus europaeus (western European hedgehog), 4027 nucleotides. RefSeq names its product cadherin 12 (gene CDH12). Gene Ontology annotation, biological process: multicellular organism development; cell-cell junction assembly; calcium-dependent cell-cell adhesion. Bases 718 to 3102 code for a protein of 794 amino acids. The record is from RefSeq and is a predicted model, not a curated record. The transcript is spliced from 14 exons. Lineage: Eukaryota; Metazoa; Chordata; Mammalia; Eulipotyphla; Erinaceidae. Gene Ontology annotation, cellular component: catenin complex; adherens junction; plasma membrane. Gene Ontology annotation, molecular function: cadherin binding; calcium ion binding.
CUGAAGGGUAAACGUGGAGGGAGCCACCGAGAGGGUCCAAGCAUUUCUCAGAAGCCUGGCAUCCUCUUCCAGGAAGAAAGUGCUCUCUCAAGGCUGUCGGGCUCAGAACACCUUCUGUGCAUGAAAAAGGAACAACAUGCAAGGCAGUUUGUUGCUCUGGUGAUUCGCAAAGAACCAGAGACCAGAGAGUAAGCCAGAAAGGGGGUCUCACCUUCCCUGCAAGGCUGGGUUGUUGCAUCUUGCUGCUGCCUUCUCUGCUACUACUGCUCCUGCAGCUGUCUUCUGUCAUAAGAUCUAUUUAUCUCUAUUUGGGAAUAUUUGAAACUCAACAGCACUUGCAGAGUUUUGAAGGAUGUGAGGUUUCUUAAAGACAGUGAGGGGCUCAACCUAAACAGGCAGGAGCAGCAGCCCGGUAUGCAGCGACUUCCAAGGUGUUGACUGAAAACUUCGAUCUCCCCACCCCAAUCGCGGACAAUACCACUGAUUUCUCACAUCCUUGGCAGGGAAUAUUUCAGUUUAGGUCCCUUUAGAUGGAAUAUAAUACAGCAGAAACCUUUUCAUCACAAGGAUUUAUGCCUGCAUUAUCAUUUCUUCAAUAAAAAAAAAUAAUCAGCAAAUUUAAGUGGUGGAUGCCACAGACACCUCAAACCUGGAUUCCACGCCUGUACAUUAAGUGCUGGAGUUUUCAGUCACUCUGCUGCCGGAAAGCUUUUUCCAAUGCUUACAAGGAACUGCUUACCCCUGCUUCUCUGGGUCCUAUUUGAUGGAGGUCUCCUAACACCACUUCAACCACAGCCACAACAGACUUUAGCCACAGAAUCAAGAGAAAAUGUUAUUCACCUGCCAGGGCAGCGAUCCCAUUUCCAAAGAGCUAAACGUGGCUGGGUAUGGAAUCAGUUUUUUGUGCUGGAGGAAUACAUGGGUUCCGAGCCCCAGUAUGUGGGAAAGCUCCAUUCUGACUUAGACAAGGGAGAGGGCACUGUCAAAUAUACCUUGUCAGGAGAUGGUGCUGGCACUGUGUUCACCAUUGAUGAAACCACGGGGGACAUCCAUGCAAUAAGGAGCCUGGAUCGAGAAGAAAAACCUUUCUACACACUUCGUGCUCAGGCUGUGGACAUAGAAACCAGUAAGCCCCUGGAGCCAGAGUCAGAAUUCAUCAUCAAAGUCCAGGAUAUUAAUGACAACGAGCCAAAGUUUUUGGAUGGACCUUAUGUCGCCAGUGUUCCAGAGAUGUCUCCAGUGGGUGCUUAUGUACUCCAGGUGAAAGCCACGGAUGCUGAUGACCCGACCUAUGGAAACAGUGCCAGAGUUGUAUACAGCAUCCUUCAGGGACAACCUUAUUUCUCUAUUGAUCCCAAGACAGGUGUAAUUAGAACAGCUUUGCCAAACAUGGACAGGGAAGUGAAGGAACAAUACCAAGUCCUCAUCCAAGCUAAGGACAUGGGCGGACAGCUGGGAGGAUUAGCCGGAACAACAAUAGUGAACAUUACCCUCACGGAUGUCAACGACAAUCCACCUCGAUUCCCCAAAAGCAUCUUCCAUCUGAAAGUUCCUGAGUCAUCUCCUAUUGGCUCAGCUAUUGGAAGAAUAAGAGCUGUGGAUCCUGAUUUUGGACCAAAUGCAGAAAUUGAAUACAACAUUGUUCCAGGAGAUGGGGGAAAUUUAUUUGACAUUGUGACAGAUGAGGAUACACAAGAAGGUGUCAUCAAGUUGAAGAAGCCUUUGGAUUUUGAAACAAAGAAAGCUUAUACUUUUAAAGUAGAAGCCUCCAACCUUCACCUUGACCACCGAUUUCACUCUGCGGGACCUUUUAAAGACACGGCCACAGUGAAGAUCAGCGUGAUGGAUGUGGAUGAGCCUCCAGUGUUUAGCAAGCCCCUGUACACCAUGGAGGUUUACGAGGACACACCCGUGGGGACUGUCAUUGGUGCUGUCACUGCGCAAGACCUGGACGUGGGCAGCAGUGCUGUCAGGUAUCUCAUAGACUGGAAGAGUGAUGGGGACAGCUACUUUACAAUAGAUGCAAGUGAAGGAACCGUCGCCACUAAUGAAUUACUAGACAGAGAAAGCACUGCGCAGUAUAAUUUCUCCAUAAUUGCAAGUAAAGUUAGCAACCCACUAUUAGCCAGCAAAGUCAACAUAUUGAUUAAUGUUCUAGAUGUCAAUGAAUUUCCUCCAGAAUUAUCUGUGCCAUAUGAGACAGCUGUGUGUGAAAAUGCCAAACCAGGACAGAUCAUUCAGAUAGUCAGCGCUGCAGACCGUGACCUUUCACCUGCUGGACAGCAAUUCUCCUUUAGAUUAUCACCUGAAGCUGCCAUCAAACCAAAUUUUACAGUCCGUGACUUCAGAAACAACACAGCUGGAAUUGAAACCCAAAGAAAUGGAUACAGCCGCAGGCAGCAAGAGUUAUAUUCUCUUCCUGUUGUAAUAGAAGAUAGCAGUUAUCCUGUCCAGAGCAGCACCAGCACAAUGACUAUUCGAGUUUGUAGAUGUGACUCUGAUGGUACCAUCUUGUCUUGCAAUGUGGAAGCAAUUUUUCUACCUGUGGGACUCAGCACUGGAGCUCUGAUUGCAAUCCUACUGUGCAUUGUUAUACUAUUAGUCAUAGUGGUGCUGUAUGUAGCUCUGCGGAGGCAGAAGAAAAAGGACACACUGAUGACGUCGAAGGAAGACAUCAGAGACAAUGUGAUCCAUUAUGAUGAUGAAGGAGGCGGGGAAGAGGACACCCAGGCUUUCGACAUUGGUGCUCUGAGAAAUCCAAAAGUGAUUGAAGACAACAAAAUCCGCAGGGAUAUCAAGCCCGACUCUCUCUGUUUACCUCGCCAGAGACCACCAAUGGAAGAUAACACAGACAUAAGGGAUUUCAUUAAUCAGAGGCUACAAGAGAAUGAUGUAGACCCAACAGCUCCGCCCUAUGAUUCACUGGCCACAUAUGCCUAUGAAGGAAAUGGGUCGAUAGCAGAGUCUCUGAGCUCAAUAGAUUCUGUCACCACAGAAGCUGACCAGGAUUAUGACUAUCUGAGCGACUGGGGACCCCGCUUUAAAGUCUUGGCAGAUAUGUUUGGAGAAGAAGAGAGUUAUAACCCAGAUAAAGUCACAUAGGGGAAGAGUGAAAGCUAAACCACAAGUAACCAGAAAAAUUUAGGAAAAAAGAAAUUCUAAUAGGACACACGCACACACACACACACACACACACACACACACACACACACGGCUUUAUAAGACAAGAUUUGUUUGAUUAUUUGGUUUCUAGCAAGUUGUUCUAUUUAUCAUAUCGUCAGUUUUGGUUUGUUCUGCCAACACAAGAUAAACCCUCUAUUAUGUAUGUGCUUGGUUUUGUUUUUGUUCCUUUGGAAACCCACUGAGACAAGCUCAGGCCUAUUAAGUACAAUUUCCUGACAUGACAAACUAGAACGAAGAUAGUUAUGUGGCAUCACGGUGGAAGAGUGUUAGAUUUUUCUUAAUUCCACUAAAGUGCCUAUUGAAACUCUUACUUAAAGUUGUGUUAAGUGCACUCUGCUGUGAUGGCAUCGCAGGAUUCAGAGACACAGAAGACAUAAAACAAAGACACAGUCUUAUGUCAAGGAGCAAUAGCAUCAUGCUGACUUCGAAUUCCUCUCCAGGAAAAUGGAAGAAAACUUCUGAACUCCAUUUUCUUAUAAUUCAGAAGACUUUUGUUUUCAUUCUUAAACGAUAUGCCAAAACAUUUGUGUUUACUACCCUUUCAGAAAGUUGAAAUAAAUGUGCUAUCAAAUUCAGUAUCUAAGUCCCAAAUUUUAAAAGCAGUGUUUGGUUUUAAGGUUAGUUCAUAUUUAAAAAUGUAUUCAUUAAAAUGUUUUUUUUCAAAAAAAUAAAUGUUCAAAAAGGAAAUAAAAAAUAUCCCUCUUUAUAAAGAGAGGCCUCAGGGCUAAAACUCUACAUUAAAAUAAACAUUGGCUGCAUUUUAAUUUGUGCUGGUGUGUGGAAAGUUGAAUUUUAAAAUGUCACUAGGCUAUUUAAGUCUUUAUUCAUUAAACAUUUUUGUUGA